AUGUUAGAACGCGUUCUUCAAAAUGGCAGCGCCCAUGAACUCGUUCGCAAACUACCGGUAACAGGGACUACUAAUACGGGUGAAGUUUCGCGAGAUCGCUAGAUUAUUUUUAUUCCGGAUCGGUAGAGAAAAUGCUGCGAGCUUCUCUCCGAGAGAUAUCUGUAGCACUAAAGGAAGGCCAAGUGAGUCCAACAGAGCUGUGUCAGAAAUGCCUCUCCUUAAUAAAAGCUACCAGAUUUCUUAAUGCUUAUAUCACUGUAGCAGAAGACACAGCAUUAAAACAGGCUGAGGCAUCGGAGAAGAGAUACAGGCAAGGUCAGAUACUGGGGGAUUUGGAUGGAAUUCCUUUUGCAGUGAAAGACAACUUCAGCACAACUGGAAUCGAAACAACAUGUGCAUCCAAGAUGCUAAAAGGUUAUAUCCCCCCUUACAAUGCAACUGUAGUUCAAAAAUUGCUGGAUCAAGGAGCUGUGCUUCUUGGAAAAACAAACCUAGAUGAAUUUGCCAUGGGCUCUGGAAGUACAGAUGGGGCAUUUGGACCGGUUAGAAAUCCCUGGAGUUACUCACGACAGUACAGAGAAAAGUGUGUGCAGAAACCCAGUUCUCAAAAUGAAGACACCAGCUGGUUGAUAACAGGAGGAAGCUCUGGAGGCAGUGCUGCUGCUGUAUCAUCUUUCACAUGCUUCACGGCCCUGGGAUCUGAUACAGGAGGAUCCACCAGAAACCCAGCCUCUCACUGUGGAGUGGUUGGCUUGAAGCCAACGUAUGGCCUGGUUUCCCGUCACGGUCUUAUUCCGCUGGUGAACUCUAUGGAUGUGCCAGGCAUCUUCGCCAGAUGUGUGGACGAUGCAGCCACCGUGUUGGGGGCACUGAGUGGCCAUGAUCCAAAAGAUUCAACCACAGUGCAGGACCCCGUCCACCCAUUUCAGCUGCCCAAUUUGACAGAUGUGAAGGAUCUUUGCAUAGGCAUACCAAAGGAAUACAACGCACCAGGAUUGUCUAGUCAAACUCUGGCCGUGUGGUCUAAGGCAGCUGACCUCUUUGAGAAAGCUGGCGCCAAAGUGAUUGACGUCAGACUCCCGCACACCUGUUACUCCAUUGUCUGCUACCAUGUGCUUUGUGCAGCAGAAGUAGCAUCGAACAUGGCCCGAUUUGAUGGCCUGGAGUACGGGCACCGCAGCAGCGCUGACAAGUCCACCGAAGCCUUGUAUGCAGCCACGCGCCGGGAAGGCUUUAAUGAUGUCGUAAGGGGAAGAAUUCUAUCAGGAAACUACUUCUUGCUAAAACAGAACUAUGAGAAUUACUUCAUCAAAGCCCAGAAAGUGAGAAGACUCAUUGCCACUGAUUUUGCAAAAGUCUUCCAUUCUGGUGUCGAUAUUUUGCUCACUCCAACAACUAUGAGCCACACUGUACCAUAUGUGGAAUUCAUCAAAGAGGACAACAGAACCCGCAGCACCCAGGAUGAUAUUUUUACUCAGGCUGCCAACAUGGCUGGGCUACCAGCUGUAAAUGUUCCUUCUGCACUUUCAGAGUCAGGCUUACCAAUUGGGCUGCAGUUUAUUGGCCGCGCAUUCCACGAGGAACAGCUUCUCACAGUUGCCAAAUGGUUUGAAAAGCAAGUGCAGUUCCCUGUCUUAGAGCUACAAGGGAUGAUGAAUAAUCUUGACACUGUCUCUCACCAGGAGAAGUCAGCAUUUUUUUCAUGAUGGGUUCAACUAUGCAGUGGG
Molecule: messenger RNA, 1727 nt
Organism: Lacerta agilis (Sand lizard)
Lineage: Eukaryota; Metazoa; Chordata; Lepidosauria; Squamata; Lacertidae
Gene: QRSL1
Product: glutaminyl-tRNA amidotransferase subunit QRSL1
Exons: 11
Coding region: 132-1706 (524 amino acids)
Biological process (GO): glutaminyl-tRNAGln biosynthesis via transamidation; mitochondrial translation
Cellular component (GO): mitochondrion; glutamyl-tRNA(Gln) amidotransferase complex
Molecular function (GO): glutaminyl-tRNA synthase (glutamine-hydrolyzing) activity
Source: RefSeq, a predicted model, not a curated record